AGUCGAAAAUAAUUAGUUCAGUCGAGAUCGAUUAAUUAACUAACAAGAUGUACAAAAUUGUAGUCCGAACCCGCCCUUUUUUCCCCAAACUAAAAAAUUUGCGAUUUCUAAGUCCCGGUGCUCCAAAACCCGACGGUCCUUUAUUUCCACACAAAGAUGAAUUCCCUAGUCGACACAUCGGUCCUAGGGACAGCGACAUUAUCCAAAUGUUGGACUCGCUCGGUUUUAAGAGUUUGGACGAGUUGACGGACAAGGCCGUUCCACAAAACAUUCGCUUGAAUCGACAAUUGGACAUUGAAGAGCCCGUAGGCGAGUACGAGCUGAUAAAUCGAAUACGAAAAAUAGCGGAACGAAAUCAAAUUUGGAGGUCAUACAUUGGCAUGGGGUACCACAAUUGUUGCGUACCGCAUACCAUCAUGCGAAAUAUUUUUGAAAAUCCAGGCUGGACCACUCAGUAUACUCCUUAUCAGCCGGAGGUGUCGCAAGGGAGACUCGAAGGGUUGCUCAACUACCAGACAAUGGUCUCUGACUUGACGGGUUUGGAUGUGGCUAAUGCCUCACUUUUGGACGAAGGGACAGCAGCAGCUGAAGCCCUUUCGCUUUGUUAUCGACAUAAUAAGAGGCGAAAGAUGCUUAUGUCUGAUAAACUUCACCCACAAACAAUUUCAGUCGUUGAGACACGUUUAUCGUCUUUGGGACUUCAAGUCGAAGUUGUGGACGUUUUCGAAGCUGAUUUUUCGAACAGAGACGUUGCAGGAGUUCUUUUCCAAUAUCCAGACACUGAAGGAAACAUUCUUGAUUUUAGUACGGUCACAGAAGCUGCACAUGAACACGGUACUCUAGUGUGUUGCGCUACAGAUCUGCUCGCGUUAACUCUUCUCCGACCACCGAGUGAGUUUGGUGCUGAUAUUGCUGUUGGUACUUCGCAACGGUUGGGGGUACCAUUGGGUUAUGGAGGGCCCCAUGCUGGGUUUUUUGCUUGUAAUCAGUCCUUGGUGCGACUUAUGCCAGGCAGGAUGAUUGGAGUGACACGAGAUGCUGCUGGUCGAGAUGGAUAUCGUUUGGCAUUACAGACACGUGAACAACACAUCAGAAGAGAUAAGGCUACAAGUAAUAUUUGUACCGCUCAGGCGUUACUAGCGAAUAUGUCGGCUAUGUUUGCGGUGUACCAUGGACCACAAGGGCUUAAAGAUAUUGGUACUAAAAUACACAACAUGACGUUGGUAUUAAGCCACGGCUUGCAGCAAGACGGUAACACCUUAACGAACGAACUCUUCUUCGACACUCUCCGAAUCGAACCAAAACUCUCCACCGAAGAGAUCCAACGUCGAGCCAACGCGAAAAAAAUCAACCUACGAUAUUUCGACGACGGCUCAGUCGGAGUCUCCCUCGACGAAACAGUCACUUUCGCCGACAUUAACGACCUGUUUGAAAUAUUCGGCAGUUCGCACAAAAUCGAAGACUUGCUCAACAACCCAAUGGUGCGCGAACACUCAAUCACCAAAGGCGAAUACAAAAGAACCUCCCCGUUUCUAACACACCCAGUAUUUAACUCACACCAUUCCGAAACUAGGAUCGUUCGCUACAUGAAAAUCUUGGAGAAUAAGGACAUUUCUCUGGUCCAUUCGAUGAUCCCGCUUGGUUCUUGCACAAUGAAACUUAACUCAACGACAGAGAUGAUGCCUUGUUCCUUCAAACACUUUACUGAUAUUCAUCCGUUUGCGCCUUUGGAUCAAACUUUGGGGUAUCACCAGUUGUUUGCAGAGCUUGAGAAAGAUCUUUGUGCCAUCACUGGGUAUGACAAGAUUAGUUUCCAGCCGAAUAGUGGCGCCCAAGGUGAAUAUGCAGGUCUGAGGGCCAUUCAGUGCUACCAUGAAGCCCGAGGUGAUAAAAAUCGGGACGUUUGUUUGAUUCCUGUGAGUGCCCAUGGGACGAACCCAGCAAGUGCCCAAAUGGCCGGGAUGCGGAUUGAACCAGUCAGAGUGAAACAUGAUGGUUCGAUCGAUGUCGAAGAUCUUAAAGCGAAGGCCGAGAAGUUCAACAGUCGUCUCUCGUGCAUGAUGAUCACCUACCCAUCAACUAAUGGACUUUUUGAGGAAACGGUCGCAGAUGUGUGUGAUAUUAUCCAUAAAAACGGUGGUCAGGUCUACCUAGAUGGUGCCAACAUGAACGCACAAGUCGGAUUGUGCCGACCUGGUGAUUACGGCGGUGACGUCUCCCAUCUGAACUUGCACAAAACCUUCUGCAUACCGCAUGGAGGUGGUGGUCCUGGUAUGGGUCCAAUCGGGGUCAAGUCACACCUAGCACCCUUUUUGCCGGGUCAUCCCGUCGUCAACCCCUUGGGCGAAGACUCCCCAACUUAUGGUGUUGUAAGUGCCGCACCUUUCGGUUCCUCUGCCAUUCUCCCCAUUUCGUGGGCUUAUAUCAAAAUGAUGGGCGCUCGAGGUUUGAGGAAAGCCACCCAAGUCGCGAUUCUAAACGCCAAUUACAUGUCAAAAGUAUUAGAACAACACUACACCACUUUGUUUAAGAGCCCAACGUCGGAUUUGGUCGCUCACGAGUUUAUUAUUGACACAAGAGAGUUUAAAAAGACUGCCAAUAUCGAAGCUGCAGAUAUUGCGAAAAGACUGAUGGAUUAUGGGUUCCAUGCGCCCACCAUGUCCUGGCCUGUGGCUGGGACUUUGAUGAUUGAACCGACGGAAUCGGAGGAUAAGCAGGAGUUGGACCGGUUUUGUGAAUCGUUGAUUUCGAUUAGACAGGAGAUUAAGGAUAUUGAGGACGGGGUUAUGGAUAAAAGGGUGAAUCCGUUGAAGAUGGCGCCGCAUACGCAAGAACAGGUUAUUAACAGUGCUUGGGAGAGGCCGUAUACGAGGGAACAGGCGGCGUUUCCGGCUCCGUUUGUGAGGCCAGAAGUUAAAGUUUGGCCGACGGUUGCAAGGAUUGAUGAUAUUUAUGGCGAUAAGCAUCUCGUGUGUACGUGCCCCCCCAUUUUGGACGAAUACAAUUACUAAAUGUUUGGAUCAGAAUGUAUUAUUUAUUGAGUCGACGCUACAAUAAUUUUUAAGGAAAUUGGAAUUUUUUCUGAAGCUGCGCAAAAUCAAAUCUAGUCAUCAAAUUCUUAUUUGCGAUUAUUGUACACGUAACAAUGAAUUCGAGUCAGACUUUGCCUAAUUAUAUACAUAAUACCUAAUAAUAAUAAUAAUAACAUAAAUACAAA
Tribolium castaneum (red flour beetle) is the source of this 3217-nucleotide messenger RNA. RefSeq lists its product as uncharacterized. The record is from RefSeq and is a predicted model, not a curated record. The transcript has 5 exons. Bases 48 to 3011 code for a protein of 987 amino acids. Gene Ontology annotation, biological process: glycine decarboxylation via glycine cleavage system. Gene Ontology annotation, cellular component: mitochondrion; glycine cleavage complex. Gene Ontology annotation, molecular function: glycine binding; pyridoxal phosphate binding; glycine dehydrogenase (decarboxylating) activity. Lineage: Eukaryota; Metazoa; Arthropoda; Insecta; Coleoptera; Tenebrionidae.